Cercocebus atys (sooty mangabey) is the source of this 381-nucleotide messenger RNA. Its product is annotated as keratin-associated protein 21-1. Lineage: Eukaryota; Metazoa; Chordata; Mammalia; Primates; Cercopithecidae. The coding region runs from base 1 to 381 and encodes 126 amino acids. The transcript is spliced from 2 exons. The record is from RefSeq and is a predicted model, not a curated record. Gene Ontology annotation, biological process: hair follicle development.
AUGUGUUGCAACUACUACAGAAACUCAUGUGGUAGCUGUGGCUAUGGCUCUGGCUACGGCUGUGGCUAUGGCUCUGGCUACGGCUGUGGCUAUGGCUCUGGCUACGGCUGUGGCUAUGGCUCUGGCUACGGCUGUGGCUAUGGCUCUGGCUACGGCUGUGGCUAUGGCUCUGGCUAUGUCUGUGGUUAUGGCUCUGGCUACGGCUGUGGUUAUGGCUCUGGCUAUGGCUGUGGAUAUGGCUCCAACUAUGGUUGUGGAUACGGCUCUGGCUACGGCUCUAGCUCUAGUUGCUGUGGCUACGGCUGCGAAUAUGGUUCCAGAUAUGGAUAUGGGUCUGGUUCUGACUGUGGCUGCUGUAUCUACCAACCAUUUUGCUACUGA